CAUCAACAUCGUAGACGGGAUGUCGCUCCUCCUCAUCUCGCCUAUCCUUCUCGCCAUGGUCAUGAUCGCUGUGGGUCUUCGUAGGCGGAAGCGUUACUUACCCCUCCCACCUGGGCCGCAGGGGCUGCCACUCAUAGGCAACUUCUUUGACAUGCCGAGCAUGUACGAGUGGGAGAAGUACAUGGAGUGGGCAAAACAGUAUGACACAGACAUCCUUCAUCUCAAUGUAGCGGGAAAGAGCAUCGUUAUUCUGGACACGUACGAGGCAUGCAAUGAACUGCUGGAAAAGCGAUCCAGAUAUUACUCCAGCCGACCACCCUUCCCCAUGGCAAUCGACCUCAUGGGAAUGGAUUUCAACUUCUCUUUUAUCCCCUACGGCGAUAAGUGGCGCGCCAGACGCCGGCUAUUCCACAGCGUCUUCCACGAGUCGGCUUCGGUGCGCUUCCGUCCUCUAGAGAAGAAGGUUGUGCAUCGCUUCCUCCGCUCCAUGCUCAGCGCAAGAGAGGACGACCUCGAGGUCAUGGCCCGACACAUGGCCGGCGCACUGGUCCUCGGCAUAGCCUAUGGUGUCGACAUCCAAAGCGACGAAGACCAGCGCGUGAUCGAUGCGCGAGAGCUCAUGCAUAUGCUGGCAGGAUCCACGAUUCAAGGCUCGUACCUCGUCAACAACAUCCCAGCCCUCAAAUACGUGCCGAAUUGGAUGCCAGGCGCCGACUUCAAGCGCGUAGCGCGCGAGUGGCGCCCUCGAGCCCAAGGAAUUGUGGAUAAACCAUUUGAGGAAGUAAAAAAGAGUUUGACCGAUGGCUCAUUCCCUGCACAAUCCUUCGUGCGAACCACCCUCGAGAAGGGUGGCGACGAGCGCGCGAUUCGCGACGCGGCAGCGACGAUGUAUAACGCGGCAACAGAUACAACGGUCACCAACAUCCUCAACUUCGUACUCGCCAUGCUGGACCAUUCCGACAUACAGCGACGUGCGCAGGCUGAGCUCGACUCUGUCCUCGGGCCACUUCAGACUGCCGAGGGCGCGCCAGGUCAGUUCCCCACUUUUGAGCACGCAUCACAGCUGCCGUAUACCACCGCAAUCGUGCGGGAGAGCGCGCGGUAUAGACCAGUCGUUCCCGCGGGCGUCUCGCAUGCCUACAAUGGCGAUCAACCUGACGUCUACAAUGGAUACGCGAUCCCCUGCGACUCCAUCAUUAUCCCGAAUAUCUGGUCCAUGGCGCAUAACGAGGACAUCUACCCCGACUCCUACGCCUUUAAGCCCGAGCGGUUUCUAGCUGCAGACGGCAGCCUCGACCCCAAGGUACCUGACCCGGCGAAGAUAGUCUUUGGCUUUGGCCGUCGUGCAUGCCCAGGUCGCCACAUGGCCUACGACUCAGUCUGGUUGAUGAUUGCAUCUAUCCUGCGCGUCUACAAUAUCGAGAAGGCAAAGCGGCCGGACGGGACGACCGUCAAGCCGCGGCGGGAAUGGAUCUCGUCUUUGGUUCAGCUUCCGAAGCCCUUCAAGUCUGCGUUCGUGCCGCGUAGCUCAGCGGCGGAGGCAAUGAUACGUUCAACGGAAGGGGUGGAAUAUUAGAAGAGCGCUCGGGAUACGCUGCGAAUACAACUCAAUCUCUUCAUCACUA
Messenger RNA from Schizophyllum commune H4-8, 1625 nucleotides. RefSeq names its product cytochrome P450. The record is from RefSeq and is a predicted model, not a curated record. Bases 20 to 1576 code for a protein of 518 amino acids. Lineage: Eukaryota; Fungi; Basidiomycota; Agaricomycetes; Agaricales; Schizophyllaceae. Gene Ontology annotation, molecular function: oxidoreductase activity, acting on paired donors, with incorporation or reduction of molecular oxygen; monooxygenase activity; iron ion binding. The transcript has 14 exons.